This is a messenger RNA of Cadophora gregata, 2589 nucleotides long. RefSeq lists its product as uncharacterized. Lineage: Eukaryota; Fungi; Ascomycota; Leotiomycetes; Helotiales; Ploettnerulaceae. Gene Ontology annotation, biological process: protein autophosphorylation; signal transduction. The coding region runs from base 1 to 2589 and encodes 862 amino acids. The transcript has 2 exons. Gene Ontology annotation, molecular function: histidine phosphotransfer kinase activity; phosphorelay sensor kinase activity. The record is from RefSeq and is a predicted model, not a curated record.
AUGACUACAGGAGAGACCCUCCGGUCCAGGGAAGUCUACAGGUACUACCAACCGAAAAGUAUUUCCAAGGCAACAGACACUCCCGAGCCAUCUCCAGUCGCUCCAAACUACGCACACGGGCCUCAAUUCCUGCCCAAAGUCACCAACUUCAACACCCAGCAGUCCUUCUCCGACACAGCACUUACAGCCUUUGCGCAAUUGAUUGCGCUCCGGCUAAAUGCCCAACGAGCAAUUGUCUCGCUGAUCGAUCACGAAAACGAAUACUUCCUCGCAGAAUCUACAAGUACACUGAGCAUCAACGACGAUGAUGGAGCGCAAAAUGCCUGGCUGUCAAUCAGCGGCGCACGAGUUCCGCGCCAUGCCUCACUCUGCGAGCAGACUCUCAGUUUGAUCCCGAACCAGGAUACAACCGCAGAGAUGACACCCUGGUUCUUAGUUCCGGAUCUACGACUGGAUGAGAAUAUGAAAGAUCUGAACUGUGUUAGAGGAGUGCCAUAUCUGAGGUUCUACUGCGGUGUUCCCCUUACCAAUCUCAAAGGCGUGAAUAUCGGAUGUGUCUACGUUGUGGAUGAUAGGCCUCGUUCGGAAAUAUCUCUGGAGCAGGCACAGUUUUUGACAAAGAUGGCGGCGACGGUUAUGGAUCAUCUCGAAGGUAUUCGGGCAAAGGAGGACAUCGUUCGGGUUACCAUGAUGAGUCAAGCCCUACAUGCAUUCAUAGAGGGUGACGGCACAAUGGAUGGAGAUUGGCAGCGGCUGAAAAGAUACAACCUACCGUCUGGGGCAGGUGUUGGCUUUCAGUGGGAAACGAGCAAGAAUGAUGGCACUGGCAGCUACAGGAAUGGGCAGAAGCAGCUCGGCUCAGGUCUCCCUCGAUCGGCCCUGGCUAUGCAAUCAACUCCGCUUCAUUCUCCUCUGCAGCAUUCGGGAGUCAGUGUCGAUGCGCGUUUCAACUUCAACAACUCUCCCUGGAGUUCUUCUACCGAGGUUGCUCAAGUCCCUGUGUUGAAGUCCGUCUUUGAGGGAGCAGGGGAUACAGUCCAGGAAAUCCUGAGUGGUGGCCGAGACGACGAGUUUGCGAAUAAUGGAUUCGCCACACGCCUACAUGCUGCCUUCUCUCGAGCAUCGAAUUUGGUCCGAGAGGGUAUGGAGGUAGACGGAGCCGUCUACUUCGAUGCGCCAUAUCGAUUCUACCAAGGGAGAAGUACUUUAGAGAUGGACCCGCGCCGUUCUAAUGAAUCAGAUACUACAGAUUCGGACUCGGGCUCGGACGGUGAAGUUGACGACUCGGAAGUCAGGCCCGGUCCUCGACCCCAUGUCCUGCCUCACAGUCAUCACUCCUCAGCAACUCAUUCCCACACAAGUCACACCCAGAGCGAAGGACUAGCCACAGUGUCAUCGAUGGGUAUCAAGUCAGAUAUUCUUGGCUUUUCGACUGGCAUGUCUUCUUCUUGGAAGAAGAAUAAUAAUAACCCUCCACGAACUUUCACACCUAUCGACCAAAGCCUUCUCACUUCCUUGGUCAGGAGAUAUCCACAAGGAGAAUUAUUUGUCUUUGACAAGGACGGCCCAGUUUAUCCCGAGUCAGAUUCCAGUUCGCGAGAGUGCUCCGUGGUCACAGUUGUCGAUACAACCACAGAAGAGAAGCGCGCUCGGCGUGCGGCAAGGAAGCGUGCUGAUAUUCUGCGUCUAUUAAUUGCUUUCCCCGGUGCUCGACAAAUUUUCUUCGUCCCUCUUUACGAUUCAACAUCUGGAUGCUUCAUUGGAUCUUUUGCGUGGUCUACAUCCGCCACUCGAAUUUUCACUGCUGAAAAUCAUCUCUCAUAUCUAGUUGCUUUUGGACACUCUGUCAUGUCGGAAGUCAGCCGACUUAAUACCCUGAGCGCCGAUAAAGCCAAAGGGGAUUUCAUCAGUAAUGUUUCUCAUGAGCUCAGGAGUCCUUUGCAUGGAAUUCUUGCGAGUGUGGAAUUCCUUGCAGACACCGUCCUGGAUGGAUUCCAGAGGAAUCUAGUUGACACCGUCGACAUUUGUGGGCGAACUCUACUCGACACGAUCGAGCAUGUCUUGGACUUCUCGAAGAUCAAGAAAUUUGGGCAAGCGACUAUGCAGCCGUUGGGCAUCGUCGCUGAUCUCGAUGUAUCUGCUGUGAUUGAAGAAGUUCUCGAAGGAGUCUACGCAGGAUUCGAAUUCAAUGGCUUGUCUUCGGAAGGCCUAGCUGACACUACCAAGAGCCGGAGCAAAGACACUGGUUCAACAGAGCAGCGAGCAAAUACCCCGACAGAUGAACUUGUUGUAUCCCAGGACAAAGUCACAGUGAUAAUUGAUAUAGAUUUCAAAGAUCAGUGGAAGUUUCCUACCGUCCCUGGUACUUGGAGACGCCUCACGAUGAACAUCUUUGGCAAUGCCUUAAAGUAUACACCUGCUGGAUUCGUCAAGAUCAAGCUGGAAGCUCACCCGAUAGCACCUGAGGCAGGCUCAAAAUCUAGCGCCGCGGAUAGAACGAUGGUUACGUUGACCGUGACUGAUUCUGGAAAGGGAAUGUCAAAGGAGUUCAUGGAGAAGAAAAUGUUCAUGCCUUUCUCGCAGGUUUGA